Molecule: messenger RNA, 3673 nt
Organism: Cajanus cajan (pigeon pea)
Lineage: Eukaryota; Viridiplantae; Streptophyta; Magnoliopsida; Fabales; Fabaceae
Product: putative pentatricopeptide repeat-containing protein At3g11460, mitochondrial
Biological process (GO): RNA modification
Molecular function (GO): protein binding; RNA binding; zinc ion binding
Source: RefSeq, a predicted model, not a curated record
ACAGUAUUACCCCCUACUGGCUACUCUCUCUUCCUCGUACUUGUUCAUGAUUCAUGGAAGACAACUUCAAUGUCACUUCUCAAGGCCACAACCCUUCUUCCCAAAUCUUCUUCCACUACCACACUGCAUUCUUUACAAUGUGGAACCUUGCUCCAAUCUCUCACCAACUCCAAAUCCUUAACCCAAGCCCAACAACUCCAUGCCCACGUCAUCACCGCCGGCACUCUCCGCCGCAACACCUACCUCGCCACCAAGCUCUCCGCCUGCUACGCCGCUUGCGGCCACAUGCCACACGCCCAACUCAUCUUCGACGAAAUUGUCCUAAAAAACUCGUUUUUAUGGAACUCCAUGAUCAGGGGCUACGCCUGCAACAACUUUCCCUCGAGGUCCCUUGUUCUCUACCGUGAAAUGCUGCGGUAUGGACAAAAGCCCGAUAAUUUCACCUACCCUUUUGUCCUCAAGGCCUGUGGGGACCUUGUGCUUCGUGAAACUGGUAGAAAGGUUCACGCUUUGGUGGUGGUUUGUGGUUUGGUGGAGGAUGUUUACGUGGGCAACUCGCUACUGUUGAUGUACUUCAAGUUUGGUGACGUGGCAGCUGCGCGGGUGGCGUUUGAUAAAAUGCCUGUGAGGGAUUUGACUUCUUGGAACACCAUGGUAUCGGGGUGUGUGAAGAAUGGUGAGGCAAGGGGUGCUUUUGAGGUUUGGGGGCACAUGAGGCGGGAUGGUUUUGUGGUAGAUGGGACUACUUUGCUUGCACUUCUAUCUGCUUGUGGGGAUGUUAUGGAUUUAAAGGUGGGGAAAGAAAUUCAUGGGUAUGUUGUUAGGAAUGGUGGGGAUGGGAGAGUGCAUAAUGGGUUUUUGAUGAAUUCAAUUAUUGACAUGUACUGCAAUUCUGAGUCUAUAUCUUGUGCAAGGAAGUUGUUUGAGGGGUUGAGAGUGAAGGAUGUUGUGUCGUGGAAUUCUUUGAUUUCUGGGUAUGAGAAGUGCGGGGAUGCUUUUGAAGUUCUUGAGCUUUUCGGUCGAAUGGUUGCAGGAGGUGCGGUGCCUGAUGAGGUGACUGUGAUUUCUGUGCUUGGGGCUUGUAAUCAAAUCUCGGCAUUGCGAUUGGGAGCGUCUGUUCACUCAUAUGUUGCUAAGAGGGGCUAUGGAGUGAAUGUUGCUGUGGGAACUGCGCUUGUUGGCAUGUAUGCUAACUGUGGAAGUUUAAUUUGUGCUUGUCGCAUGUUUGAUGAGAUGCCUGAGAAAAAUUUGGCUGCUUCGACGGUUAUGGUUACUGGGUUUGGAAUUCAUGGGAGGGGAAGAGAGGCCAUAUCUGUUUUUUAUGAAAUGCUAGGUAAAAAUGUGACUCCUGAUGAGGGCAUUUUCACUGCAGUUUUGUCGGCUUGCAGUCAUUCUGGAUUAGUGGAUGAGGGUAAAGAGAUUUUCUAUAAAAUGACUAAAGAUUGUAAUGUGGAGCCCGGACCCACUCAUUAUUCAUGUUUAGUGGAUCUACUUGGCAGAGCAGGGUACAUAGAUGAAGCAUAUGCAGUUAUAGAGAAUAUGAAGUUGAAACCUAAUGAGGAUGUAUGGACUUCUCUUCUUUCUGCUUGCAGAUUACAUCGGAAUGUCAAGUUAGCAGUGAUCUCGGCACAAAAGCUUUUUGAAAUGAAUCCAAAUAGAGUGAGUGGUUAUGUUUGUCUUUCCAACAUCUAUGCUGCUGAGAGACUGUGGAAGGAUGUUGAAAAUGUGAGGGCAUUGGUGAAAAAGAGGAGAUUGAGGAAGCCACCUAGUUACAGUUUUGUUGAGCUAAAUAACAUGGUUCAUCAAUUUUUUGUUGGGGAUACUUCCCACCAACAGUCGGAUGAUAUUUAUGCUAAAUUGGAAGACUUGAAUGAGCAGCUGAAGAAAGCUGGAUACAAGCCUGACACUAGUUCAGUUCUGUACGAUGUUGAGGAAGAAAUAAAAGAGAAGAUGCUUUGGGAUCAUAGCGAGAGGUUGGCGCUUGCUUUUGCUCUUAUUAACACUGGUCCAGGGACCACAAUCAGAAUAACCAAGAAUCUUCGUGUGUGUGGAGAUUGCCACACAGUUAUAAAAAUGAUUUCUAAGCUCACAAAUCGGGAGAUUAUCAUGCGAGAUAUUUGUAGAUUUCACCAUUUUAGGGAUGGCUUAUGCUCAUGUGGUGGAUAUUGGUGAGCCGAUGGAAGUUUGAUAAAAUAGUUGGUAAAAUGAUGAAAAUACAAGAUUUUUACUUGAUGGAAAUUUGAUAGCAAGAAAAAUAAGCUACCGUAUAGAAAGUUGCUGAUUUUUUAUCUGACACGAAUAGACAUAUCUUAGAAUGUUUGGAAUUGGUACAAUGUGGCAUCAUCAUUACCGUUGCAGAUGGAACAGACUAUAUCCGUUAUCUGAAGAGGCUUGCUAUGCCUGAAGUGCCCCAAUAUUAGGAGAUGCUUUCUCAUUAUAUGACAAGUCCUAGUUCCCAGUACUUGUACACAAGAAGUCAAUUCCCUCCUGGCUGUUGUACCAAGCCUGUCAAACUCACAUUCAACAAGACACCAUGCCUUAACAUACUAACCCUUUUGUCUUGGGCUCAAAUAGAUGGAUAUAUUAAUUUACUAUAUCAUUUUCUAGAUGUGUUCCUCUGAAAAUCCUAACAGACAUGGCCAAGUAAGUUCUCUGAUAGUUGUUGUUUUGUUUUUUCCACAGAAACUUAGUUUUCUUUUGGUGGCUUAUUCUAUUUUAACAGGAAAUAAAAUGAAACAAUGUGACAUUUUGUAAAUGUUUUUGAAAGUCGAAAACGAAAAUAGGAAGCAUGUUCAGAGACUAAAUGCUUCCCAAGUAUAGUACCUGAUUAUGGUGACUACUGAGAUGGAAAGAGGGAAGAAUUGAAGGACUUCAGAAUACAAGAGAAAUGUUGGAAAGAACAGAGGGGAGAAAUAGGAAGAAGUUAAAGAAUGCAAUGAAAGGAGAACUAAAAUAAGAUGAUAAUUAAACAUUAAAAUGAAAUGUAGCUAAGAAAUUCAAUUACAUAUACAAGAUAAGUGGAAUCAAACUUACAUAAUGGAUUGCAAAUUUGCAAUUGAACAUGAGUCAGGAGUAGACCAUGUUCCACUUCCAUGACCUUGCAGCUCAAAAUCAUUCUGUCCCCAUACCUUCACCAACCCAGAAAUUUUUACCUGAUAGUUUUCUGCAAAUGAACGUGAAGCUUUUAUUUAUAGUCAUGUAGUUUUAGUUCUCAAGCAAAAAACUUGAGUAAUACAAGGAAUUUAAGAAAACCCAAAUUCCAUAAAACUUAAUUGUGUGUUGUGUUAUCGCAUAGGUGUGUCAAAGAAAUCGCUAAUAAUGUCAAAAAAAAGUUUACUUGCAUUUAGUUAGAAUCUGUCUAAAGAAGUUGAUUAUUCAUGUAUACCAACAUAUUUAUUCCUCUCAUAUGUUAGAUAUUUCAUUAUUUCUAAAUCUAUUUGUCAUGGAAGGCUAAAAUGUGAUUGGAUAUUCCCCCGUAAACGAGAUACUGUGAUAUAAUUUACAGUCAUUCGAUUUGGGUCUAUAACUUUUUAAAGGUGAAGAGUUUGUUUUCACUUCAUAUAAUGCCAUGAUUUGGUUCAAUUCGAUAAUAUGCUAUGUGAGCAAGUUUCACCAUUUUAGAGAUAGAGAUUUUCAUGUUGCGAUAAUCAGAAUUGCUGCAAGUUCGAUAAAA